This is a messenger RNA of Aethina tumida (small hive beetle), 3232 nucleotides long. RefSeq names its product protein bowel (gene bowl). Gene Ontology annotation, molecular function: RNA polymerase II transcription regulatory region sequence-specific DNA binding; DNA-binding transcription factor activity, RNA polymerase II-specific. NCBI's taxonomy places the organism in Eukaryota, Metazoa, Arthropoda, Insecta, Coleoptera, Nitidulidae. The record is from RefSeq and is a predicted model, not a curated record. Bases 320 to 2281 code for a protein of 653 amino acids. Gene Ontology annotation, biological process: embryonic pattern specification; embryo development; embryonic hindgut morphogenesis. The transcript has 7 exons. Gene Ontology annotation, cellular component: nucleus.
UCGUCCAUUGUUUUUUCGUACCGCGUCCCGGAACCGUGUACCUACCGCAGAGCGUCGUCCCAAAACCCAAUCUCCGGCCUGUCUCUGCGACCGGGAAAAACUCAAUGCUCAAACAUACGUUUCACCUGUGCACCGAACUCCGAGAUGUAACUACAGUGCGAGCACCUGUUUUGUUGUGAUCGCGCUCCUGUUUGGAUUCUGUGGUGGUUUUUUGAAGAGUGUUCACAAACGUUCUUAUUUUGGAUUUUUCAGUUCGGUAAUAUGUAAAGUGGACAAGGUUUUUUCAUUUUUCUACCGUACUAUUUAGAUUCUCACUAAGAUGCCGGAAACAGCGACAUCAACGGCGCCAUCUGACGACAGACCGCUGUCGCUCUCGCGUCGGGACUUCCCCCUGCCCUCACCCGGUUCCAGCCAGAGAAGUUCUUCGGGCGGACGUUACGACAACCUGCCUACGUCCCCCGCAUACCACCACCAAGUGCCCCUGCCCAGCAGCAUGAGCCACCACCGCGAGUCUUCCGCCUUCGUUCCAGUCGUACCGUCCAGAAAUAUGCAUCCGAUGUUGUACCCGGGAGAUCUUCAUCCCUUGCUUGGUCCUGAGUUGAUGAGGGAAAGCAGGGACAGAUCGGAAGGUGGUAAAUCGUCGGGGGAAAGUACUUCGGGGAAUUUCUCUGGAGUCAGGAAGUCCUCAUCGAGUUUCGAUCUGAUGGCCAUGAUGGCCGACAAAAGGAAGGAGCUGGCUUUGAGGGAAGAGGUCGCGUGUGUGGCUGCUGCCGCCCAUGCUGCCGCUUUGAUGUUGCCGCAUAGAGCUGGACCACCUCCAGAAUUCUUAGAAUCGUCGGGUAGCAACCAACCCCACACAUAUCCGGCCUUCCUGCCCAACACGCCGGGCGCCGCCACCUUCUCGUUCCCCGGCAGCAGCACCCUCUUUCCGCCGGGUCCGCCCCAAAUGCACAUCCACCCGGACCGUAGAUUGCUGAGAGCCCCGGGUCGCGCGUCCAGGCCCAAAAAGCAAUUCAUCUGCAAAUUUUGCAACAGACAGUUCACCAAGAGCUACAAUCUGCUGAUCCACGAGCGGACGCACACCGACGAGAGGCCUUACUCCUGCGACAUCUGCGGCAAGGCGUUCAGACGGCAAGACCAUCUCAGAGAUCACAGAUACAUUCACAGUAAAGAAAAGCCCUUCAAAUGCGGGGAGUGCGGCAAGGGCUUUUGCCAGAGCCGCACUCUGGCUGUGCACAAGAUCCUCCACAUGGACGAAUCGCCCCACAAGUGUCCGGUGUGCAGCCGUUCGUUCAACCAGCGCUCGAAUCUCAAGACCCAUCUACUCACCCACACCGAUCACAAACCGUACGAGUGCAACUCCUGCGGCAAGGUGUUCCGCAGGAACUGCGACCUGAGGCGGCACGCUCUUACACAUGCCGUGGGCGACGUGCCCGACGAUGGGUUCAUACCCAGGGAUGAUUUGGACGAUAUCCCAUCGAGAGGACGAAGCUCCUCAAGAGGUAGAAGCCCAUCGUUGGAUUCCAGAGACGAUGAAAGCAUCAGAGUUUGCUCGCCAACUCCGGAAAGAACCCAAUGCCACGAGGAGAGCAGCUCUUACACAAUGAGACCCAAGAGACACAUCAGCAGGCACAUCAGAGAUUUAGAUGAAGAAGACGAACUUGAUGAAGAUCCUGAGAUUGAUCCAGGUGUGGAAGAUCAACCGGAAAUUAUCGAGGACGACCAUCCAGAGAGACCGGAACACCCCGAAGACACGGAACCGGAUGAGCCUCCACAAGCUCCAAUCCACCAUCCCCAAUUGCAAAUCCGCCGUGACCUCCAUCCGUCCAAACCGUCCACAAUCACCAGCGAAAUGAUGGAACCCCAUUCAUUUUUGGGCCCCUACAGAAAGAGACAACUGGAUGCCGACAGACCAAAUUCGGCUUAUUCGACCACCACCACUUAUUCGGGCGGAAGCAGCGGCAGAAGUACGCCGCCGAUGAACUUGAGAGUGCACAACUUCUAUCAGUUGGCACACGCACCCCAGUUCAUGGACAAUCCGAAUCUGUUGAAGCCGCCCGAUGGCCAGAAUCCACCGCCACAUUUGACCAGUCCUCACGUCAUGCCGAUGUUCAUGAGUCAGCCACCGAAGAUUCCGGAUCCGGGUCCCAGUACUUCGAUGGAUAACCAGAACGUGCCCAGCGAUCUGUCGAUGAGGAAGGAGGAAGUACAUCCGCCUAGGCCGCCCCAAAAUCCUCCGAAAAAGACUGGAUUUACCAUAGCGGAUAUUAUGGGGAGAUAAUUUCGGUUUUCAGUUGAUAUUUAUUGCGUGAAAGUUGCGUGAGUUAUAGUUAUUGUUGCAAGUGGAAGGAUUUAUAGUGAAGAGAGCAAAUUAGACUUUUUUCGGUGAUAAUAUUUGGGUGAUGAUGUCGUGCAAUUAUUUUGUAUACGAAAUAUUAUUGUUUUUUUAAAAUCUUUUAUGUGCAAUUAUGCAUACACGAAAUUUAUUUUUAAAAAAUUGUACAACGAUUAAAAGUACUAUAAAGAUAUAUCUACAUGUUAUAGGACAAAUGUUCUAGAUAUAACUUCUUCUAAUACAAAUAUUUUGAAUUUAAGUAUAUUUGAACAGUAUUUUAAGACUGAAAGGUUUUAACAACAUAAAAUAUGUGAAUUGUUCCUUUUUUCCUAACUGUUUACUGAAACGAAUAGAUUAUUAUUAUUACUAUUCUUGUGAAUGGUUAGUUGUUAAUGUUAAAAGUACAUAAAUAUUUGUAUAUUCUAUAUUUUUGUAAAUACUCUUUUUUAUGAAAUUUGUAUAUCUGUAAGGGACCCAAUCUCGCAGUUUAAAAUAAAUUAAUUAGUUGUUUAAUACGAGUUUUUGUAUUGUAUUAGUAUUUAUGGUACAAAAUGUUAGUUUUUUAAUUAAUUUUGUAUAUAGUUUAGUAUGAGUUAAUUUAGAUUACAUUUUAUGAAUUUAGUUAAUACAGUUGGUUUACGGAUUUUUUUAUUGUAAUUAUACCAAUUUUCUUUCUGAAUUAUGUUAAAAUUCUAGAGAAUAAUCCCGUACUUCAUUUUGAGAUAUUUUAUUUGUAAAACGAUCUCAGAUUUUGUAAUUCUAUAUAAUAAUUAUUUGUUUGUUAUUUGAGAGAAAAUUAAGUAUAAUUUUAUAUAUUAAGGUAUUUUUAUUACUAUUAAUAGAUUAAGUUAUUGUAUUAGUAUUGUGAUUUGCAAAAUAAAAUGGCAAUUAAAAGUU